Molecule: messenger RNA, 1964 nt
Organism: Xenopus tropicalis (tropical clawed frog)
Lineage: Eukaryota; Metazoa; Chordata; Amphibia; Anura; Pipidae
Gene: slc38a9
Product: solute carrier family 38 member 9
Source: RefSeq, marked provisional
CUUUCAGGGAAGUUGCAGGAGCAUGGAAGCCGGUCGCUUGGUGUAGUGGAAGAUCUGUCUAUCGAACUGAGCCUGUAACAACAACAAUGGACAGUGACCAGACACCUUUAAUUAAUCCUUCAUUGUUUGAAGAAUGUGCCCAGAAUCAUUUUGCUGCAACAGAUCCUAGAAGCAGAAGACCUUUCCACAUUGAACCGUCAUAUAUCACCUCAAUUAAUGAUGACGAUCCACAGAGAAUCACAUCAGUAGCUUCUGCAAUGAAUAAACGGAUACACUAUUACAGUAAACUCAGUAAUCCCUCAGACAAAGGUCUGAUUGCGCCUGACCAUGUCCUGCCUGCACCUGAAGAAAUCUACGUUUACAGUCCAUUAGGAACUGCUUUGAAAAUUGAUGGCAGUGAUGGCACAGGGAAAAACUCCAGCAUUGUAACAAUAUUUAUGAUCUGGAACACAAUGAUGGGGACAUCGAUACUCAGUAUUCCCUGGGGAAUAAAACAGGCUGGAUUUACCACUGGUGUUUGUAUUCUUUUCCUUAUGGGCAUUUUAACACUAUACUGCUGUUACAGAGUUGUGAAAUCACGAGGAACUAUACCGCUCACUGAUACGUCCAAUUGGGAGUUCCCUGAUGUUUGCCAGUACUAUUUUGGUUCUUUUGGCAGGUGGUCGAGCCUUCUGUUUUCUUUGGUGUCUCUUAUUGGUGCCAUGAUUGUGUAUUGGGUAUUAAUGUCUAAUUUCCUCUUCAAUACUGGAAAAUUUAUUUACAAUUAUGUCAAUGAUGUAAAUGUCACUGAUGAUGUUUUAAGCAACAAUGGGUCAGAUAAAGUUAUUUGCCCUAAUCCUGAUAGUACAAGACCGUUAAAUAAAUCCAUGGACACAUAUUUUGGAAAUGGGACAAAUUAUGAACAGUUUGAAACUUGGUGGAGUAAAACAAAUACUGUCCCUUUUUAUCUCGUUGUGUUGCUGCUGCCUCUUCUCAGUUUUCGUUCUCCAUCAUUCUUUGCAAAGUUCAACAUCCUAGGCACGGUGUCUAUCAUAUACUUGGUAUCAUUAGUGACAUUAAAAGCAGCACAUUUGGGAUUUCAUUUACGAUUCAGUUGGAACCAAGUUCAGGAAUUCUUUGUUCCAGAAUUUAGAUUAUCAUUUCCACAAUUAACAGGAAUCUUAACACUUGCAUUCUUCAUUCACAACUGUAUUAUCACACUUUUAAAGAACAACAGAAAUCAAAAAAACAACGUAAGAGAUCUUUCCAUAGCAUAUCUGCUGGUUGGUUUAACAUACAUCUAUGUUGGUGUUGCAGUGUUUGCUUCAUUUCCAUCCCCUCCACUGUCCAAGCAGUGUAUUCAGCAGAACUUUCUAGAUAAUUUCCCCAGCAGUGACAUUUUGGCAUUUGUUGCAAGAAUAUUCCUGCUUUUCCAAAUGAUGACGGUGUACCCAUUGCUGGGUUAUCUUGUCAGAGUGCAGCUCCUAGGACACAUCUUUGGGGACAUUUAUCCAAGUGUAUUCCACGUUCUUGCUCUAAACAUUGCAGUUGUUGGAGUUGGAGUAAUUAUGGCCAGAUUCUAUCCUAACAUUGGAGGAAUAAUAAGGUUUUCGGGAGCAGCUUGUGGACUUGCCUUUGUUUUUGUUUACCCUUCUCUUAUUCAUAUGAUCUCUCUGCAUCGGCGCGGCCAGCUGAAAGUACAUUCCAUACUUAUUCAUGUUAGCAUAAUAGUUUUAGGAAUCGCUAAUCUCAUUGCACAAUUUUUCAUGUAAUUUAUUUUUAGUUAGUAUGGUUAGUUUUUUUUAAUGUGCUAAGUCAGUUUUUCUUCCUCCAGAAGAAAAACUCAAGGACAAGUAUGACAAGCAGAAAAACAUAAUUAUUUAAAAAAAAAGAUUAUUGGCUUCCAUCAAAUUAAACCGGCAGUAUUCACCUAAAUAUAUACCUUUGUUCAACAUGAGUACAGUAAAUAGAACAUGUGUUUAAAA